This is a messenger RNA of Dermatophagoides pteronyssinus (European house dust mite), 1833 nucleotides long. Its product is annotated as xylulose kinase. Gene Ontology annotation, molecular function: D-xylulokinase activity. The record is from RefSeq and is a predicted model, not a curated record. Lineage: Eukaryota; Metazoa; Arthropoda; Arachnida; Sarcoptiformes; Pyroglyphidae. Gene Ontology annotation, biological process: phosphorylation; D-xylose metabolic process; xylulose metabolic process. Gene Ontology annotation, cellular component: cytosol.
UCAAUUUAAGUUGAGUUUUGGAUGAACCUAUUUUUUUUUUGAUAUCUCACAUUGUUGUUUUUUCUCAAUAACAAAUUAAUCAAAAAUUUUUUGCCAAAAAUCAAAUUGCAACUCUAUGGAAUCGGUCAAACAAUCGAAUAAUAAAUUAUGGCUUGGAUUUGAUUUAAGCACUCAACAGCUAAAAUCGGUAGCUAUCAAUGAAGAGUUAAUAGUUGUUCAUGAAGCUUGUGUACAUUUUGACAAGGAUCUUCCAGAAUUUCGCACAAAUGGUGGGAUUUAUUCAAAUCCAGACGAUCAUACGGCUUUUGCGCCUGUUUUAAUGUGGAUCAAAGCCAUUGAUUUAAUAUUCGAUCGACUUCGCUUAAAUGGCCUUGUUGAUUUCAAACAAGUAAUCGGAGUUUCUGGUUGUGGUCAACAACAUGGAAGUGUCUAUUGGAAACAUGGUUCUGAAAAAAUAUUGAUGAAUUUGAAUUCAUCUCGAUUUUUACAUGAACAACUAAAUCAUUGUUUCACCAUUCAAGAAUCACCCAUAUGGAUGGAUUCAAGUACAACAGUUGAGUGUGAAGAAUUGGAAAAAGCGUUAGGUGGUGCCCAUCAUCUAGCUCAAUUAACUGGCUCACGGGCAUAUGAAAGGUUUACAGGAAAUCAAAUUUCCAAGAUUAUCAAACAAAGAACCGAUGCUUAUAAUCAGACUGAACGAAUUUCACUUGUUAGUUCAUUUUUGGCAUCAUUAUUCAUUGGUAAAUACGCUCCUAUUGACUUGAGCGAUGGAUCAGGAAUGAAUUUACUUGACAUUCGACGGAAACAAUGGUCUAACGAUUGUGUACGUUCCGUCAGUUUGAAUCAGGAAAAAGAUUUAAUCAAAAAACUUGGAGACGAAAUAGUUCCUUCCAUUCAGAUAAUCGGAACUAUAAGUGAUUAUUUUGUACAACGUUAUGACUUUAUUCCAGAUUGUUACAUAACAGCAUUUACUGGUGAUAAUUCAGCCUCAUUAGCCGGAAUGUGCUUAGGUUCAAAUGACAUAGCUGUAUCAUUGGGUACAAGUGAUACAAUUUUCUUCACACUUUCAACACCGCAGCCAUCUAUCGAAGGACAUAUUCUCUGUAAUCCUAUCGAUCAAAAUCUUUACAUGGGAAUGAUCGUUUUUAAGAAUGGUUCUAGAACUAGGGAAAGAAUUCGAGAUAAUUGCGCUAAUGGCAAUUGGUCUAAAUUCAAUGAAUUAUUAGAUUCCGUUCCGCGUGGUAAUUUUGGCAAUCUAGGAUUCUAUUUUGAUUUUCAGGAAAUAUCUCCUAUGAUAACUGGUGAUUUUCGUUACAGUUGCUUUGGCAAUGAAGUAUUUUCAUUUGCACCAGAAAUUGAAAUCCGUGCCUGUAUUGAAGGACAAUUCUUGAGAUUAAAAAUACAUGCUGAAAAUUUAGGAUUUAAAUUAGACAACAGGACUAGAAUUCUGGCAACAGGUGGUGCAUCGACAAAUCUUUCCAUUAUCAAAGUUUUGGCGGAUGUUUUUAAUGCUCCCGUAUUUACUCAUUCGAUUCCUAAUUCAGGGGCAUUAGGUUCAGCAUUGUUGGCUAGAUAUUCUCAAGAAAAAAAUAACAUGUCAUAUGAUGAUAUGGUAAAAAAAUUACGUACAACUUUCAAUAUGGCUGCAAAACCAUCUUCAGAUGCAUGCAAAAUCUACAGCGCGUUAGCUAUGAAAUAUCGUCAACUCGAAGAUCGAUUGACCAAACUAAAAUGAACAAAAAUUAUGAUCUUUUUUUUAAUGAAAUCGUUUCAUAUUUAUUCAUAAAACAAAUUUGAUCAUAACUUUGAGAUUGCAUAUUGUAAUAAUUUUAU